Pocillopora verrucosa is the source of this 1422-nucleotide messenger RNA. RefSeq lists its product as uncharacterized. The record is from RefSeq and is a predicted model, not a curated record. NCBI's taxonomy places the organism in Eukaryota, Metazoa, Cnidaria, Anthozoa, Scleractinia, Pocilloporidae. Gene Ontology annotation, molecular function: oxidoreductase activity; zinc ion binding.
CGACUCCAGUCGGCUUUUAAGUGCAUUUUAAGGAUUACUCCUUGGAAUCUUGGUGUAAAAAGUUAACUUUAUUUAUACUUUCGUUAGUGGAUAUGAAGAUCGUUUGGUUUUUACAGUCAACGCCCCUGGACGAGUGGCAUCGCUAUAGUAAAGUUCUCACUCCCUCAGACCAGGAAAGUGUAGAACUUAUGUUGCUAUUCUACUCCAAGAAAGAAGGCAAACAAGACACUCAGAAUUAUUUAAUCUGGACGCCAAAACCAAGGGAAUAGCACGGGGAGGAACAUUUCAAAUAUGAACACUGCUGUACAGCUUUGGGACGGACAACUGUCUCUCAUAACUACACCUAUCCCUCAUGUUGCAACGCCAAAUGAGGUCCUCGUAAAGGUUGCUUUCUCGGGAAUUUGUGGCACUGAUCUUCAUAUUCUCGCUGGGGAGUUUCCAUCUUCGAAAUGUGUCAUCUUGGGACAUGAAUUCGCUGGAGUUGUGAGCGAAAUUGGGAGUGCUGUAAAGGGAAUUUCUGUCGGAGACCGAGUGGUCAUUAAUCCAAACACCAAUUGUGGUAGAUGUUCAUUUUGCCAGAAAGCUCAACCCCAUUUCUGUAAAAGUGGUGGUAUCCGUUCAACCGUUGGUAUUUGGCGUAAUGGAGGGUGGUCACAGUACUGCCGUGUACCAGUGGAAACUGUUUUUACCAUUCCACCACAGAUUACUCUUCGUCAAGCUGCCUUGGUUGAGCCCUUUUCUUGUAUUGCUCAUGGUUUUGAUCUUCUGAUGCCAUUAGCAACAACAUCUGACAUUCUUAUCUGUGGUUCAGGAAUCAUUGGACUCUUGUGGGCCUCUUUGCUUCACUUUCAUGGCUACAGAAAAGUUACUAUCAGUGAAGUUUCAGAACGGCGAAGAGGCCUUGCUAGUGGACUGAACAUGGGAUACCAAGUUGUACAUCCUGAAGUUUUGGUUCACAAUGCAAAGGAAACAAAUUUGUCAAGUGAUGGCGAAUGGGGUUUUGAUGCUGUAAUCGACUGCAGUGGAGUUCCCACAGCCAUUGAAGAAGCUAUUAAAUGGUUGCGCUGUGGGGGAAAGAUUCUUGUCUUUGGAUGUUGCCCAAAAGGCUCUUCAAUAAAAAUUGAUCCUCACACAGUUUACACCAAGGAAUUACAAAUUAUUGGGUCACACAUCAAUCCCUAUACUUUCCCCAAAGCAAUCCAGCUUGUAAAAGAUAUGGCAGAAAAAUAUUUGAAUUAUGACAAGUUGGGAAUCACUGUUUUUGAUUUGCCAAGUUACCAGUCAGCUUUAGAUGCUCUGUCAAAAGCAGAAAUUUCAAAAGCUGUUUAUGAAAUGUGAAUAGCAUUUAAUAAAUAAUCUAGAUAUUUUGAUAUUUUCUUUUAAAAUGUUAAGUUUUAGUUAUAUUUAAGAAAUUAAAAAGAA